Molecule: messenger RNA, 1340 nt
Organism: Xenopus laevis (African clawed frog)
Lineage: Eukaryota; Metazoa; Chordata; Amphibia; Anura; Pipidae
Gene: sugt1.S
Product: SGT1 homolog, MIS12 kinetochore complex assembly cochaperone S homeolog
Exons: 12
Coding region: 241-1032 (263 amino acids)
Source: RefSeq, a predicted model, not a curated record
CUGUACUAGACAUAAGUGGGCACUAAGCUUGUGGAUGGGGAUACACUGCCUCAAGUAUUUUUUUUUUCAAACAGAUGAAUACUAAAGUACUGUAGUAAUAUUAAGUGAUAAUGACAUUUUGAAACAUGUAAUGAGUAUCAAGUUGGUACUUAACCAAAACAUUUCUUUCUCUGUAAUACAGUGCCAUCAAGAGUAGCUCAAGGAUCAAAAUAAAGAGUUCGCUCCUAAUACUUUAACAUCAUGACAGAAGCUGGAACUGGGCCCCCUGCAUUAUCCUUUCCUGACAGUUCUAUUGGUGCAGAUCUACAGAAGUCCCUAGAGGAGUUGACAAAGGCCAUAGAAGAGAAAUCUGACUGUGCAGAAUAUUAUUGCCAAAGAGCUUAUGCCCACAUACUUCUCCAAAAUUACAAUGAUGCUGUUUUAGAUGCAAAGAGGUCCCUGGAGCUCCAGCCUAACAAUGCUAGCGCUUUCCUCAGCAAAGGGGAGGCUGAAUUUCAUUUACAGAAUUAUUCUUCAGCUGAAGAAAGUUUCAGAAAAGGACAGAUAUUAGACACCUCCACUUCUACAUUUCCUACAUGGAUUAAAUGGUGUGAGAAAAAGCUAAACGUUUCAACAGAAGGGCAAUCGACUAACAAUCCGCAGACAUCACUGAAAUACAGGCAUGACUGGUACCAAACAGAAUCUCACAUCAUCAUUACAGUUAUGAUCAAGAACGUACAGAAGAAUAAUGUCCAUGUACAGUUUUCAGAAAGAGAGUUAACUGUUAAUAUGAAUCUACCUUCAGAAGAAAACUACAGUUUAAAGCUGCAUCUCCGUCAUGUCAUUAUACCUGAGCAGAGUAUAUUCAAAGUUCUUUCAACGAAGGUAGAGAUCAAAUUUAAGAAAUCCGAGGCAAUAAGGUGGGAAACCUUAGAGGGCAAGGCAGAUAAUCAAGUGAAGCAUUUUAAUCCAGAUGGAGUCUGGAGGAACUGUGCUGAGCACCAACUGGACAGAUGUGGGCAAGAAGAAAGUCGAAGUAAACCCUCCAGAUGAUAUGGAGUGGAAACAAUACUAGUUAUCAGCCGCAGUCCAUACAGAUUGCAGUGUACGUUUAUUGAGUCAGUCUGAUGCACAUCACUUUUAAACUUUUUGUGUCCUUCUUUUUCCCAGAAUGCUAUUCUAUUAAAUGUUGCACAAAGUGAAUGAAAUGACAUUGGAACCUUCUCCUUUAUUCUUGUUGAAAGGAGACAGCCCUGUAGUAUGUAUACAUCAUUACUUGGAUAACUUAUUAGCUGGAGGUUCAUCUCUUCUCUGAUGCCUGUUGUAAAGCUUUCUCACUCACCUGUUCUUGGCUUUUUUAU